AAUCAACAACAUUUGUAAGAAAGUGUAGCCAAACAAUGUUGAUUUACUGAAGUACCAACAAUCACCCCCCCUUCUUUCUAUAAUGGUACAGCGCAAAUUAAUUUGCCCAGGAGCUUCCAUGAUAUGUUUGCGACUGUGAGAAAAUCGGCCAUUUGAGUACAAUAAACGUCAAACAGCGUUUCUGUUGUGAAGUUAUGAAGGUUUCAGAUGGGAAUGUAUAAAGUACAAUAAUUGUGCCAUUAUUUUGAAAAGUACACGUCAACUAGUUAGUUAAAUAGCUAGUUAAAUAGACUAUCGGCAGACGUUAGUUAGCUGUUGCAGACCUGAAUCAGUUAAUCAUCUAAUACAGGACCGAAAUAUAUUUUCACUACUCCUUCCUCAUGCCACACUAACUACAUUCUUCAAAAUAAAUAAAUGAAUAAAUAAAUCACUGCUUUUUACUACGCGGUCUGUUUUUGCUCGUAAUUGGAUGCUUGCGUUUACGAGGAGCACAUGAACGCAGCAUGAUUUCUGCAGCGGUGAGCCGUUCACUGUCAACUACGUGCGACCCCUAUCUGCCAGAGCCCGACACUCCCCACGGAGGAGAGGAAGAUGCUGUCACCGACCUCAGUGAAUGACAGCAGCGUGAACAUGGAGUCGUUUUCAAACGUCCUUGUGUAAAACUUAUCUGAGCCGUCUUUGCGCUCUGUUUUUUUUUUUGGAGGGGUGGGGGGCUUUCAGGAUGAUGAUGGCGUCCCAAUGCACGGAGAAAGCCGUGCAGGAGUUUCUGAUGGAGAGAGGAGGGAGGGUCCAACGAAUGGAGCUGAUCGAUCAUUUCCUAUCAGUCUGGGGCCAAAAUGACCAGUCGAAGGAAGACGUCGAUCGUGAGCUGCUGACACGCAUGGUGGAUAACGUGGGUGUGGUGAAGGUGGAGGACGGCGUGAAAUUUGUGUGUUUGCAUGCUGGAGGCAGCGCGGAGUCGGUGAUGCGUGCGGACACAGACGGCCACGAUCACGCGGAGUGCAAUGGUAAUAUCCAGGAGACGGUGGACGACAACAACUAUGUCAAUGGCAACCCUGACAACGGAGCCCAAACAGGAGAAUCCAGCACACCGCCUGCUAGCCUGGACAACAACAAACAGUCAAACGCCAAUGAGCAACCUACAGCCCCCUCCCAGAAUAAUAAGACCAACACAGCGGCUCCUACCUCUGGUGGAGGAGGGGAGGUGAAGCUGAGAGAGAGGAGGAGGCGGGAGUCCGCCCCGGUGAUUGGGGUGCCAGAUCUGGAUCAGGUUCACCAUGCAGGGUCCCACAAUCAGCAGGUGAGAGGAGCUCGCAGGGUGUCCAAAGGGUCCCAGCGGGCCAUGCUGAUCAGCUGCUUAUCUGAGGACAGCGCCUUGGAAGGGUUGGACCCUGUCGGAGAUAUCAACACACCCAAGGGAAGUCGCAGGAACUUCAUAGAGCUGAUGAUGAGUAGUUCUCCUCAGGUUCGGAGGUCUCUGAUCAACCGUGGCUCCCGCCUCCGGGACUCAGUGAGGAGCGAUGGAGAUUCGACAUCCCUCCUCUCCUCAAACACUGAUGAGGACUGUGCCUCAGUGACGCUGGACCCACUGGAACACGAGUGGAUGCUGUGUGCCUCAGAUGGCCUGUGGGAAAGCCUGCAACCCCUGCUCGCUGUGGAACCUUGCCUAGUGGCCAAGAGAGACUUUGUGACCGGCUUUACCUGCCUCCACUGGGCAGCUAAGCAGGGCAAAGCUGAGCUGCUCUCCCAGCUGCUGGCCUUCGCCAAGGAGAACGCUAUACCUGUGAAUGUAAAUGUGAGAUCAAGUGCUGGAUACACACCGCUGCACCUGGCAGCCAUGCAUGGGCACACACAGGUGGUUCGUGUGUUGCUGUCAGACUGGGACGCAGACCCUGAAGCUCGAGACUACAGUGGGAGACGAGCCAUCCAGUACCUGUCCCCACCACUGGCCGCUGACCUGCAGGAGGAGGGAGUGGUCGUCUCACCGGGAGCUGUAUCAGACAAUGAAAACACUAACAGUGGCAGUGGCUGGGGGCGUGGCUGGUGGUUUCCCAGAGUCCUCCCGGGCAACCUGAACCCGCUGCGGCUCCUGAAUCCACCCGCUGAGGCAGCAGAGGAUGGAGUCGCAACUGGGAGGACCAAGGGGGGGAUGCAGAGGAAGUCGUCCCUGAGCCGGCUCAACGCCCGGCUGCAUCGAGGACGCCACAGAGCCCAGAUCAUCCACAGCGCCUCAUUCAGGGACCCGGGGGAGGUGGGAAGAAGUGAGGAGCUCCCCAGCAGUCCUCUCCGAACUCGACCACUGUCCAACCUGUUUGGAUGACACAACUCUGAACCAGCAACGUAAACCAGUUUGACAUGUUUCCAAUUUACAAAGUACAGUUUACUCACCUUUAUAAGCUGAACGGUCAGACAUUUCUAUGACCAAAUUACCCUAAUAUAGUGUCAAGCUGAUUUUCAAGUUUUAAUAUCAUGAUUUUAAAAUUCACAGAUGUAUGUUUGACUAAAAAUCUAACUUAUUUUUGUUUCUUUUGCACUUAUUAAGCUUUUGUUGAUCACUGAGGGCAGAUACAGUUGAUGUAGCAUCUACCACAACAGUUCACUGAGUUAAAAAUGAGCUACUGCUCUGUGAUUUGAUUUUUCUUUCUGUUUUUCAAGUGGAUAGCAAAUAUUACACUAGGGGUUUUUAGGUUAAUACUUUCCACUAGAACAAUGUUUACACAACGGUAAAAGCAACAGGCGGGAUUGUGUCAGGUUUUCAAUUUCGUUUUGACUCACAGCGGUGAGGGAUUUGAAAAUGAGGCUUAGCUUUCGUUCCACACAGUUAUCCAAAAUCUUUUUCUUGUUUGCAGAGUAAAGUAAUAUAUUCAUAGAACUAAUUUUUUAUAUUUCAACCUCCUUUAACUGGAUGGUGCUGACAUUUUUUUAAAUAUACAUUUCUGUAAUGUGAAUGAAUCUUUUUUUUUUUUUUUUUUUAAGCAAGCAGCAGAUUUUACAGAUUUCUUGUAUGUCCAAACAACCAUGUACAGUUGUUGUUUGCACUUGUCACUUUGAAAAUAGUUCGUGAUUUUGGGAAGAAACUGCUCAAACUAAAACCAUACCAGCUGUUAGAAGUCCCAUGUCAUACUUAUUAAGUUAAAAUUGUACACACAAUGUACAAGGGUGUUCAAAUUAUUACACCUUUAGAUGUAUAAUGCACUGUACAUGUAUAUAAACACAAAUGAGACUGUCAUUUUUUU
This is a messenger RNA of Larimichthys crocea (large yellow croaker), 3236 nucleotides long. It is a transcript of the gene sowahca, whose product is annotated as sosondowah ankyrin repeat domain family Ca. The transcript is spliced from 4 exons. NCBI's taxonomy places the organism in Eukaryota, Metazoa, Chordata, Actinopteri, Sciaenidae. The coding region runs from base 722 to 2320 and encodes 532 amino acids. Gene Ontology annotation, molecular function: protein binding. The record is from RefSeq and is a predicted model, not a curated record.